This is a messenger RNA of Closterium sp. NIES-65, 2952 nucleotides long. The record is from the annotation of a GenBank genome assembly. Lineage: Eukaryota; Viridiplantae; Streptophyta; Zygnematophyceae; Desmidiales; Closteriaceae.
AUGUUCCUUCUCUCCUCCUCCCCGAUUCCCGCUCUCGCUUACGUGGCGGCGCCUCCGCGCACGCUUUCCCAAGAUGAGAUCGCGACCGUCCGAUUGUUCAAGGAGACGACGCCAUCCGUCGUGAACAUUACGAACCUCGGCGUGGGUCGCGACGCGCUGACGCUCGACGUGCUGGCGGUGCCGCAAGGGUCGGGGAGCGGGUUCAUAUGGGACGAGAUGGGACAUAUCGUGACCAACUACCACGUAAUCGCUAAUGCCGCUGACCUCAGAGUGACCCUCUCAGACUCCUCGGUGCAUGCAGCGGUGGUGGUGGGCUGUGAUGAGGACAAGGACGUGGCAGUUCUGCGAAUCGACGCCCCUCAGGAGUCGCUCCACCCGGUUACCAUCGGAUCGUCGUCAGAUUUGAUGGUCGGGCAACGGGUUUUCGCCAUUGGUAACCCCUUUGGGCUCGACCACACUCUCACAUCAGGCGUCAUCAGCGGUUUGAGGAGAGAGAUCCAAUCAGCAGCAACAGGGCGGCCAAUACAGGGGGUGAUACAAACGGAUGCUGCUAUAAAUCCGGGCAACAGCGGUGGGCCUCUUUUGGACUCUAGUGGCAGUCUAAUCGGCAUCAAUACGGCUAUAUAUUCACCUUCGGGUGCUUCUUCUGGUGUCGGAUUUGCCAUUCCUGCCGACAGUAUCAGCGGCAUCGUGGAGCAGAUAAUAGAGAAUGGGAGGGUGGUGCGGCCGGUGCUGGGGAUCUCCUUUGCGCCCGAGGAGGCGGUGGAGAAGCUGGGCGUUGACGGGGUGCUCGUGCUCGAUGCCCCGCCCUCGGGGCCUGCAGGCAAAGCCGGUCUCCGGCCCACAUCGAGAGACAACUACGGUCGGCUGGUAUUGGGAGACAUCAUUACCGCUAUUGACAACCAUAAAGUGCGGAGCGGAACGGACCUCUAUCGGGCACUUGAUGAUUGCCAAGUGGGAGACACAAAAAUCGCCAUCUUCGUCAUCACGUUGGCAUGCCUCGCCGCAGUCGGAUUCGCGCGUCCGCCGGCGAGCGUUCGCGCCGGGCUUCAGAAGAUCGAGAAGAAUGACGUGUUCAUGGGAGUGUAUCAGGGAUCGCUCUAUGCUGAGCUGGACCACGUGGACGGCGCCGACAAGAUGUCGGACGGCUAUGCGUACAUGGCGAUCUACAAGAAGGGCGACGAUUACAACAUCCGAUACGGCGCGGAGGCCGAAUCCAAGGAGCCCGGGGAGCCCACCGCGUUCACAAUCAACAGCGCGGCCGACAACAGCCUUGUUAUCGACCUGGGCGCCGGCCAGACAUACAAGAACACCACGUACGAGCUCCGCGUGUUCAAGUUCCUGCAGAAGUUCGUCCCGUACUCGUACAGGUUCAAGGGCAAGUGGACCCCGGCCAGCAGUGUUACCGUCGCCGCUGGCCCGCUUAAGGACACCGUUGACGCCAUGAUUCAGAACCCUAAGAACUACUACGCGAUUUUCAACACGGCGACGAACCCUGCUGGUUGCGCCAAGGGCGCGUUUGAUUUCAUCCAGCCGUGGUGGAAGCGCCUAUCAGCCCGAGAAGGGCAACAGUCUACCCCUCUCGUCAAGAUGGCGUCGGUGCUGCUGCCUACGUCCGUGAAGCCUAAAAAGUAUGUGCUGCAUCUGGAGCCGAAUCUGGAGACCUUCAAGUUCAAGGGCAUCGUGACCGUAGAUUUGGACGUGGUUGAGCCGACGAAUGAGAUUCGGUUCCAUGCGCAGGAGUUGGAGCUGCAUAAGGUGGAGCUGACAACAGGGGGCAAGCUUCUUACAGCAGGAGUGGAUGGAGUGCCGGCGGUGGAGCUGGACAAGGAGAGGCAGGAAGGGAAGUUGGUGCUGGGGGAAGGGCAGACGAUGAGCACGGGGCCUGCGAAGCUCAGAAUCGAAUACACUGGCAUUCACAACGACAACAUGGUCGGCUUCUACCGUGCAUCCUACACCCAAGACAGCCAGAAGAAGUGGAUGGUAACCACGCAGUUCGAACCAGUAGGAGCGCGCCAAGCCUUGCCCUGCUGGGACGAGCCCGCUGCCAAAGCCACGUUCGAGGUGUCACUGCGCGUGCCGACCGGGUUGCAAGGCUUGUCCAACAUGGACGAGGUUGGGCGGGAGAAGCAGGCGGACGGGUCCGAGGUGGUUCGGUUCGCAGAGAGCCCGGUUAUGAGCACAUACCUGCUGGCGUUCGUGGUGGGGGAGGUGGAGUGUGUUUCUGACAAGACAAGCAAUGGCACUUUGGUGAACAUCUACACGACGCCAGGGAGGAAGGAGCAAGGAAGGUUCGCCCUGUCAGUGGCGUGCAAGGUGAUCACGUUCUUUGAGGACUACUUCGGAAUCAAGUACCCCCUGCCCAAGGCCGACCUCAUUGCCAUCCCGGACUUCGCCAUGGGAGCCAUGGAGAACUGGGGCCUCAUCACGUUCAGGGAGACGGCACUGCUGCUGGAUGAGAACAGCGCACCUGCUGCCACCAAGCAGCGUGUGGCUUACGUCAUCUCGCACGAGUUGGCCCACCAGUGGUUUGGUAACCUGGUAACCAUGCAGUGGUGGAACGACCUGUGGCUGAACGAGGGCUUCGCCACGUGGGUGGGCUGGCUGGGCGUGGACUACAUCUUUCCCGAGUGGGACGUGUGGACGCAGUUCGCCUGCAAUGACAUGGACACGUGCCUGCACACUGACGCCCUGCUGGGCUCUCACCCUGUUGAAGUGCCCAUCAACGACCCCAAGGAGAUCGAGCAGGUGUUUGACGCCCUGAGCUACUCCAAGGGCGCAUGUGUCAUUCGGCAGCUGGAGUCCGCCAUUGGUGCCGACGCCUUCAAGAAGGUCCGUGCGUGUGUGCUUACCUUCCUCACUGGGGAAUUUGCACAGGGAGGGUCGAGCAAUAGGGAGAUUUGCACAGGGGGGUUUGCCCGGGGAGGUCCGCGGGAGGGGGGGGGGGGAUAG